Messenger RNA from Labeo rohita (rohu), 835 nucleotides. RefSeq names its product CD209 antigen-like protein E. Gene Ontology annotation, molecular function: carbohydrate binding. Bases 77 to 835 code for a protein of 252 amino acids. The record is from RefSeq and is a predicted model, not a curated record. The transcript has 7 exons. Gene Ontology annotation, biological process: immune response; biological process involved in interspecies interaction between organisms. Gene Ontology annotation, cellular component: external side of plasma membrane. NCBI's taxonomy places the organism in Eukaryota, Metazoa, Chordata, Actinopteri, Cypriniformes, Cyprinidae.
UUUCCUGUGCUUGUUUUUUCUCUUUGUUUUGUGACUUCCUUUACUGUCAGUCACACGCAUCUGUCAAGUUAAUAAAAUGGAUGUAGUCUAUGAAAAUUCUGAAUACAUGCGUUCAACAACUGCUUCAAAUCACAAGUGCUCCAAAUACAAAGAUCAGAAGACCCUCAAGAAAGAAGUUACUGUAGUCCAUAAAUGGAUUACGGUUCUUUUGAUAGCACUCGGUGUCUGUCUGGUCUUUGCUGUCGGAGGCGUUUGUACUUUGGCAGUACUUAUUGAACAUGCUACACACUCCAAUGUGUCUGAUGAGGAACACAAUGCAACAGAUUACAAAGCACAGUUCCAGGCGCUCCGUAACCAGCAUGAGGAGACACUUAGAAAGCUGAACAGAUUAAAUUACAGCACAGGUUGUGCACUUUGUGCCGUCCACUUUAUUCAUUCUGGAGGAAAGUGUUACUACUUCUCUACGGUCAAGAUGAACUGGACACAGAGUCGAGAUUACUGUGUGACUCUAGGAGCACAUCUAGUGAUCAUAAACAGCAAAGCAGAGCAGGAUUUUGUUACCUCUAAAGUUAAAGUAACCCACUGGAUUGGUCUUAAUGAUUUGGACACUGAGGGACACUGGGUUUGGGUGAACAACCAGCCAGUUAACGAUUCAGUAGAGUUCUGGAUUAAGCGAGAGAAUGGAAACAGAGAACCUGACAACUGGACUGAAGGCCAUCCAGAUGGUGAAGACUGUGCUGGUCUGGGACAUCAAGGCGGAGAGACAGAUUUCUGGUCAGAUGCUUCCUGUUUUCUAGAGAAAAGAUUUGUGUGUGAAGCUGCUGCAGCGGUUUAA